UAGCUCAGUUGGGAGAGCGUCAGACUGAAGAUCUGAAGGUCACGUGUUCGAUCCACGUUCACCGCAAUUAUUUUUUUCGUUUUUUCCAUUGUGAUGGGUGUAGUUUUCCAAUUAUGCCGCAUGCCAGCGCCGAUGCCUUUGACUCAGUUGCAUCACUCCAUUGCAAGCUUUUCAAAUUCGAAGCUCACAAAAUUCGACCCUCCACAGCUUCAAUGCCCCUCUCUCCACCCACCCGCCGUCUACUCUAUCUCCUUCAGACCUGCAAAUCCAUGGACCAGCUUCAGCAAAUUCACUGCCAAGCAAUUAAAACAGGUCUCCAUGCCAACCCAGUUCUCCAAAACGGAGUUAUGACCUUCUGUUGUACGCAUGAACAUGGUGACUUGAAAUAUGCACAUCACCUGUUUGAUGAAAUUCCUGAACCGAAUGUGUUUCUCUGGAACACCAUGAUCAGAGGCUACUCCCGGCUGGAUUCUCCCGAGCUCGGAGUUUCUCUGUAUUUGGAAAUGUUGAGGAGGGAUGUUAAGCCUGAUGGUUACACCUUCCCGUUCCUGUUCAAGGGAUUUACAAGAGACAUUGCAUUAGAAUAUGGAAAAGAGUUUCAUGGCCACGUUCUGAAGCAUGGGCUUCAGUCCAAUGUGUUUGUUCAGACUGCUUUAGUGCAAAUGUACCUCUUGUGUGGCCUUGUUGAUAUGGCUCGUGGGGUUCUGGAUUCUUGCUCUAAAGCUGAUGUGAUCACUUGGAAUAUGAUGAUCUCUGCCUACAACAAAGAUGGGAAGUUUGAGGAAUCAAGAAAACUUUUUCUUGGUAUGCAGGAAAAGCAAGUGCUGCCCACCACGGUGACCCUUGUAUUAAUCCUGUCAGCUUGCUCCAAAUUGAAGGAUUUAAAAACUGGGAAGCUGGUUCAUAGAUAUGUCAACAACUGCCAGGUUGAGUGCAGUUUGAUUCUUGAAAAUGCUCUGAUUGAUAUGUAUGCUGCUUGUGGGGAAAUGGAUGCUGCCCUUGGGAUUUUCAGGAAUAUGAGUAAUAGAGAUAUCAUAUCUUGGACUAGCGUCGUAGCCGGGUUUACCAACUUGGGAGAAAUUGAUGUUGCUCGGAAUUAUUUCGACAAGAUGCCUGAGAAAGAUUACGUUUCAUGGACUGCCAUGAUCAAUGGAUACCUCCACGUGAACAGAUUCAAAGAAGCAUUGGAGCUAUUCCGCAAUAUGCAAGUAACAAAUGUGCAGCCUGAUGAGUUCACUAUGGUUAGUAUUCUGAAUGCUUGUGCACAUCUGGGAGCCCUUGAGUUAGGAGAAUGGAUAAAGACUUAUAUCGACCGAAACAAGAUCAACAACGAUGCAUUUGUUAGAAAUGCUUUAAUAGACAUGUACUUCAAGUGUGGAAAUGUUGACAAAGCACAAAGGGUAUUCAAAGAAAUGAACCAGAGAGACAAGUUUACAUGGACAGCCAUGAUAGUUGGCCUUGCAGUUAAUGGGCAUGGUGAGAAAGCUCUGGAUAUGUUUUCUAAAAUGCUAAAAGCUUCAAUUUGGCCAGAUGAGGUUACUUACAUUGGCGUUCUUUCUGCCUGUACUCACACCGGCAUGGUAGAUGAAGGACGAGAGUUUUUUCGUAGCAUGACAACCCAACAUAACAUUGAACCCAAUAUAGCACACUAUGGUUGUCUGGUUGAUCUUCUUGCCCGAGCUGGUCGUCUAAAAGAAGCCCAUCAAGUUGUAGAGAAUAUGCCAAUGAAACCCAAUUCAAUAGUUUGGGGAGCUCUUCUAGCUGGUUGUAGAGUUCAUAAGGAAGCUGAUAUGGCUGAAAUGGCUGCAAACCAGAUUCUCCAGUUGGAGCCUGAGAACGGUGCUGCCUAUGUUCUCCUGUGUAAUAUAUAUGCAGCUUGCAAGAGAUGGAAUGACUUGCGAGAGUUAAGACAGACAAUGAUGGAUAAAGGAAUCAAGAAAACACCUGGUUGCAGUUUGAUAGAGAUGAAUGGAACGGUUCACGAGUUCGUAGCUGGGGACAGAUCACACCCUCAAACAAAGGAAAUUUAUGUUAAGCUAGAAAAAAUGACCCAAGACCUGAAAUUAGCAGGGUAUUCACCUGAUAUCUCAGAAGUGUUCCUUGACAUUGCAGAAGAGGAUAAAGAGAAUGCAGUUUUUCGUCAUAGUGAGAAGUUGGCCAUUGCUUUUGGACUCGUUAAUUCACAACCGGGGUUCACAAUUAGAAUUGUGAAAAACCUUAGAAUGUGCAUGGAUUGUCACAGUAUGGCAAAGUUGGUCUCAGAGGUGUAUACUAGAGAAGUAAUUGUUAGGGACAGGACUAGAUUCCACCAUUUCAAACAUGGUCUAUGUUCGUGUAAAGAUUACUGGUGAAAUGGUUGAAUUCUUUAAA
Messenger RNA from Momordica charantia (bitter melon), 2370 nucleotides. Its product is annotated as Pentatricopeptide repeat (PPR) superfamily protein. The record is from RefSeq and is a predicted model, not a curated record. Gene Ontology annotation, biological process: RNA modification. Lineage: Eukaryota; Viridiplantae; Streptophyta; Magnoliopsida; Cucurbitales; Cucurbitaceae. Gene Ontology annotation, molecular function: zinc ion binding; protein binding; RNA binding.